UCUCCACCACAGAGUAAAUAGAAAACAAAAUGAAAAAUUGAAUGAGAAUCCUUAGUUCCCUGUCAUAAUCACAUUUUUUUUCCACCAUUUCCAUUUUCAAUUCCAAUUCCCUUUUCAUUCCACUUUCUCCCGUCCACAUUGCUUUCGUCACAACCACAUUCUGCAGAUCGCGCUUCUCUCAUUCUCUCCCACCAUGAUGUCCACUGGUGACCUUCUCAAUAUCGAACCCGUCGAACUCAAAUUCAUCUUUGAGCUCAAGAAACAGAUCUCGUGUUCUCUUAUAUUAUCAAAUAAGACAGAUAGCUACGUAGCUUUCAAGGUAAAAACAACGAAUCCAAAGAAAUAUUGUGUUCGGCCAAACACUGGAAUUGUGUUGCCUCGGUCUACAUGUGAUGUUAUAGUUACGAUGCAAGCGCAAAAGGAAGCUCCACCUGAUAUGCAAUGCAAGGAUAAGUUUCUUCUUCAAAGUGUAAGAGUAAAUGAUGGAGCCAAUGCAAAGGAGAUUACUCCUGAAAUGUUUAACAAGGAAGCAGGGCAUGUGGUUGAGGAGUGCAAAUUGAGAGUGGUGUAUGUUGCUCCACCUCAACCUCCGUCUCCAGUUCAAGAAGGUUCUGAGGAAGGAUCGUCACCUAGAGUUUCGUUUAACGAAAACGGAAAUGCAAAUGGUGCUGACUCCACAACGAUGAUGAGAGGAUUUACUGAACGUCACGAGUAUCCCGAAAAAUCUGCAGAGGCAAAAGCUCUCAUGUCAAGGCUGACUGAAGAAAAGAAUAAUGCAAUUCAACAAAAUAUCAAGCUUCGUCAAGAACUGGACCUGCUGAAACGUGAAAGCCACAAAAGUCGUGGGAAUGCCUCAAUGUUCUUUGUCAUCUUUUUUGGUUUACUUGGCAUAAUUACAGGGUAUCUCCUGAAGAAGACCUAAGCUCUUUUAGGCAUUCGAUCUUUCUCCGUGCUUCAAUUUCCAGAUUGUUCCUGACUAUUCAGUUCAAGAAAUGAUGACGAAAAGCAAAAUAGGUUAAUUUAACAGGUGUUUUGUUUGCGAGGGCCGCGUAGAAACACUAGUUGAAAGUGUGGGUUGGUUGCUUGAAGAGUAUAUUAUUAUGAAUUAACCCAUUCUUUUUGGUAACAAGCAUUCUUUGUGUAACUUAUGGGGGAAUUUAUUUUUUUGUGGUUCAUUUCAUCGAUCAAUUAUAUAGAAAUGUUAAUGAA
Vicia villosa (hairy vetch) is the source of this 1209-nucleotide messenger RNA. RefSeq names its product vesicle-associated protein 1-2-like. The record is from RefSeq and is a predicted model, not a curated record. NCBI's taxonomy places the organism in Eukaryota, Viridiplantae, Streptophyta, Magnoliopsida, Fabales, Fabaceae. The coding region runs from base 194 to 922 and encodes 242 amino acids. Gene Ontology annotation, biological process: endoplasmic reticulum membrane organization. Gene Ontology annotation, cellular component: endoplasmic reticulum membrane; plasma membrane. The transcript has 8 exons.